AUGGCAAUUCAUGUUUUUUUUUCCUCUAGCCGUGACGACGACUCACUCAUCGAUGAUGGAACACAACCCCAGGACCCACCAAUGUUCCACGUAGCCUUGGACAACCAACGUGAAAAUCAGCCAUCCACAAGCCGAAAUGUUGCACCGGUCAUUAUCGUACCGUAUUUCCCACUUGGACUGGCAGUAUCACCAGAAGAGAGAAUGCAGUUUAACUUCAAUUUGUUUCUGUAUGACAGCUUGCGUUUGCCCAAUGGGCUUUUUCCUGAUGAUGGAGCUGGAGAAGUGGUGUUUGAAGACCUGCAGACAUGCAGGGAGUAUUGUUCACGCUAUGUACAGAAAAGAGAGGAAUGGUGCGGAAGAGAGCAGGUAGAGUCAGACCACUCGCAAGAAAGAAGAAAUGAACUGUCCAAGGAGGAGAUGUUUCUAACCGCAGGAGAACCCUUGGAUGUAACCCUGAAAUAUGGCAACGAAGCAUUCGACCGCAACUUGAACUUAAUACGCCUUGACCUCUUUGGAAAUGUCAUGAUCUUGAAUGCUCCCCACUGGAGCGAUGUCGCUGCACAGUUCACACAUGGUUUCCCUCGUCGUCUUAUCAUUAACAGCCAUCGUGGAAUCUUGCCUGGCAACAUCACUGUGGCAGCACGCAUUUCAAACCAAGCAAUUCGAAGUUUGUCCCCAGGUAACUGAGAAAAAUGAUAGUAAUGAAUAUUAACCCUUUAAGUGCCAAUAGUGACCAACAUCAAUUUUCUCCUAACGAUAUCCAUAGAUUGUCAAGUGCAGUCUAAGAGAAUUAAUAAAAUGAUCACAAAGAAAAAUCUUUGAUCUUUCAUCAAAUUCUCUCAACUAAUAUCUUAAGGAAAUGUAUGGAGAUCAGUCUGGAGAAUUUGUAUGUAGAUAUUGGGGCUUAAAGGGUUGAUAAUACAGCACUAUGAUGAAAACAUGUUUUAACAAUUUUUUCUUCAAAAAACUCCUGGAUGUAGCAUGGGUAUAGUAUUUCAUUGUAUUGCAUGUCUUCAGCAAUCGCCCUUCACGAGAACAAAAUAAUCACUUUGUACAAAAGGUAAUCAGAUGCACUGCAUCGAAAACACAAGAUGUAAUAACUGAGGUGAAUUACUGAGGAAUCCCAGGUUUGAUUUUUCUUUGGUGCUAGCAGAGUUGUCAUUAUUACCUUUGACAUUGACUCUCUUGCAGGUGACAUAGCUGCUUUCACCUCCAAAAAAAUGAUGCAAGGUUUGGGAUUGACCACAACAGAGCUGAUGCUUGCGCGGGCUAUGGCAAUCAGAUAUGCAGGAAAAACAGACAAACCUGUACGUCUAAUUGACAUGAUGGCACGCUUUGGAGUUGACUUCCUCACCAUAACGCCACUGGUAUCAGAACAAGUACAAGGGCUCCGACAGGCAAGUUCUUCACACUGGAGGCGUAUGCUAGCUUCUGCUUCAGACGACAACCACAGCAGUUCAGAUGAAUCGGAGCUUUCUGUUAGCUGGGAUGCUGCAGACGAAAGAGAGCCACUUCCAUCACAAGGAACACCAGAAUACAGUUCAUCCGUGACCAGACAUGUAGAAAAUCUGCUGCAGUGCUAUGUGUCUGUGUCCACGUCUACGCAGACAACAACUCAGGUAGGGUCUCUCAUGUGAUUAAGAGUAAGUCAGUCCAUAUCCGAUCCCUGGUAAAUAGAAGGGUUAGAUAUAGAUGGUUUUCAUAGUGACGUCAUCAAAUUGUAAGGUCAAAAUAGCAAGGUUUCACGAGUUUCUCAUUUACACUAGGUUGAAGACAAACAAAAAGUAAAUCGUUGUACAAGUUUCCAUUCCUGUAGCAUGUUUCAUUUCGAAAGUACAGCAAUUUGAACUUCCGAGUUUUCACAGUCCGUGACACCAAAAUAGGAAUGCUGUCUCGUUGGAAAAAGUCUCUCCUCUUGAUUUUCAGCUGUAUAACCAUUUCAAGUAUUAGGUGCGCGAAACGUUUCGGCAAAUAACUCAGAAACUUUGGGCCACAAAGACCUGAGACUUGGAUAAAUUGUUUAAAAAUUAGUCUUUUAAAACAUUUCAUUUUCUUGGCUUCUUCCACUGGACGGUUUCCAAUUUAUUUUUUUGUUGCGUGACAGUGAAGACGAUCUAUAUCUUGUUAGUUCUCUAAAACAAAGGUCUUGGAUGAUGAAAAUGAUCGUAAAAUUAGUGUAUUAUGGUUAUAACAGGCACUGCAAGUUACAGCGGAAGCAACACGAAGACCCAGUGGCAGUUCUGGGAUGGUACGAAAAAGAAAGCAGAAAACUCCCAGACGUGUUGUACCCAGGACUACAGCAUCCCAGGUCCCCGAGGGAGCACCAGCUGCCGACAACCAAAGACAGAGGGAUGAAGAACCACGGCCGCAAGCAGUACCCAGCCCACGCGAGCGUCUGCUAGCACUACCAGGAAUCGUAGCAACACGUAUCCCCAACACUGAGUCAUUGAACAGGCUUCAAAAGUUCCUGCAGGAGAACCAACCUUGCAACCCACAGCAGGUGAACUAAAAUUAAAAAACAUUAAAAAACUGCACAUUGGUUUGACAAAAUGAUUUGAUAGGUGCUAACUUCAAAAAUAUUAGAUUGGCAUUUGCUGAUGGUUUGCAUAAUUUUUAAUUUGCAUCCUAUUUCCUGUGAAAACAAAUCAUCUUGAGAUGUAUUUAUAACAGGUCAAAGUUAAAUUUGGGUCAAAAUGUUUCUACCUAGGCUGAUUUUCAAUUUUCCUUUGUUCAUAGCCCUAAUUCAUGAAUAAUUUGGGCCGGGAGACAAAGGAAAUUGAGAGUCAAUCUGACCUGUUAAAGAGACAAGGAAAAUUGAGAAUGAACCUAGGUAAAAAAAUUUUCACCUGAUUUUUAUUUUUUUAAAUUUUCACUGCUUGCACUUGUAAAGCACUUUUUAUUAUUUUUCAUUUACUUCAUUGAUACAAAGCACCCAGUGAAAAUAGUAGGAUUGGAGACUUCUUAGUCCUUUAAAGUCGUGUAAAUGCAUUGACAGUACUUUCUGAAGAAUGAACUUGAAAUUCCCCAUUUUGAAGAGCGUUAAUUGUGUACUUCAACAGUUUAAAAUUCAUCAAAAUUAAUUCAAUCCAACUCACCUGUUACUCUUUUUUUUUCCCUAGGUAGAACAGGCGAGAUCUUCAGAAACACAGACUUUAGAAGAGGCUAGACAAACUGUAGCUCUUCGAGUAUACACAGAUGAACGUGAAGAAAUAGUGCAGCAGCGAGUGUGCGAUGUUUGGACAGCUUCUCGGUUGGACUGCACCUGCCUCGGAGAACCAGUGGCCAGAGAUUCACAGGAUGAAGGAGACCAGAAUUGCCCAUACUGUCUAUGCCAGGAAGCAGGGGGAAAUAUCGCCAGUGUGAGAGGC
Porites evermanni is the source of this 3368-nucleotide messenger RNA. The record is from the annotation of a GenBank genome assembly. Lineage: Eukaryota; Metazoa; Cnidaria; Anthozoa; Scleractinia; Poritidae.